This is a messenger RNA of Helobdella robusta, 309 nucleotides long. RefSeq lists its product as hypothetical. Bases 1 to 309 code for a protein of 102 amino acids. NCBI's taxonomy places the organism in Eukaryota, Metazoa, Annelida, Clitellata, Rhynchobdellida, Glossiphoniidae. The record is from RefSeq and is a predicted model, not a curated record. The transcript is spliced from 2 exons.
AUGGAGGAGCAUGGAAGGUGGCAACUGAUGAACGUUCCAUGGAAACAACUGCUAACAAUUUCGAUGUUGUACAAUUGUUACUACAACAAUGUCCAUUUGGAAGGGGGAUGUGUUGGAGGGGCAUGUGUUAGAGAAAAAAUAAUUGGGAGGGAAAUGUGUUGGAAGGGGGGGAUGUUGGAAGGGGGAUGUGUUGGAAGGGGAUGUGUUGGAAGGGAGAUGUGUUGGAAGAGAAAUGUGAUGAAAGAGAAAUGUGUUGGUAGGGAGAUGUGUUGGAAGGGGGAUGUGUUGGAAGGGGGAUGUGUUAGAUAA